AGACACACGUAGUAGGCGGAGGCAAGAAGCCACACACACACACAUUGGAGGGAACCCCAUCAGCUGUGGGAAGCAACACAGCUCGAACUUACUUUUUAUUUUUCUAAGUGUAUUCUUCAGCUCGGCAAAUUUUGAAGCGGUAUUUUAGAAAUGCGCCAUUGAGGAGUACAGAGAGAGCUGUGUGCUUAAAACGUACAUCCUAAUAUUUUAACCAGGACAGCAGUGGAGGAAGAAGAAAAAAACAGAAAACACGGACUACAGAAGGAGGCUUGGAAAGCAUGGAAUACUUCAUGAUGCCGACCGACAAGAUCCCGUCCUUACAGCAUUUCAAGAAGACGGAGAAGGAUGUUAUUGGCGGUCUCUGCAGCCUGGCCAACAUCCCUCUCAGUCCGGAGACGGCUCAGGACCAGGAGAGAAGGAUCCGCCGUGAGAUCGCCAACAGCAACGAACGGCGGCGUAUGCAGAGCAUCAACGCGGGCUUCCAGUCCCUCAAAACACUCCUGCCCCACACAGACGGAGAGAAGCUUAGCAAGGCGGCCAUCCUGCAGCAGACUUCAGACUACAUCUUUGCCUUGGAGCAGGAAAAGACCACGCUCCUAGCACAGAAUAACCAGCUCAAACGCUUCAUCCAGGAGUUCAGCGGCUCAUCGCCCAAGAGGAGGCGAGCCGAGGAGAAGGAUGAAGGCAUCGGGUCUCCAGACACGCUCGAGGAGGAGAAGGUGGAGGAGGUGAGGCGGGAAUUGCUGGAGCUGCGGCAGCAACUAGAGAAGGAGCGCUCGACACGCAUGCAACUGGAGGAACAGGUGCGCACUAUGAACACGCAGCUGCAGCCGGACCGUCUGAAGGUGAUCACUCAGCAGGUGGAGGAGGAGCAGGCGCUCAUCCAGAGCCAGACGCUGCUACGGCUGCAGCAGAUCCACGCGGCUGACAGACGACCACACAGUCCACAGGUGCUGGCUCCUCCCACUCCACCCGCCCCGACCCACCACCCCACGGUCAUUGUCCCGGCCCCAACACUAACCCAGCAGCAACCGCACCAUCAUGUCACCGUGGUGACCAUGAGCCCGUCUGUCCACACCAGCACUGUUUCUACGUCCAGACAGAACCUGGACACUAUUGUGCAGGCUAUCCAGCACAUUGAGCGCGCUCAGGAAAGGAGAGCGAGCGCAGAGGAGGAGCAAAGACGAGCUGUCAUUGUUAGCCCCGCCCACAUCGCCAUGGACACCGCCUGCUCGGACACAGACACGGACACGGAGGGCGAGGACUGCUCGAUGAACUGAUCCACCCCAUAUACUCACACACACAAACACUUAAAAAUACCUACUCACUGUAAGAUUCCCUCCAGGAGCUCGACUACUUAAAAAAAAAAAAUCUUUCUUUGGCAUUAUCCAAACUCCUAAAUCCAGUGGUUAAGCUCUGUGUCAGUCUUGUACUGUAAAAAAAAAAAAAGAAAAGAAGAUUGAAUUCUUAUGAGGGUCAGCGUGCAGAGGAGGACCUGUGGGAUUUCUAAAAGGUGGUUUUUCAAUGUCAGAGCCGGUCUGUGGCUACUUGAAAACUUGAGCUUCUCCUUGUGUAAAAAGCUACCAGCAUCAGUCCGUCCGUCACGUGCGUUAAUGUGCGCUUCAUGCAGGCGCAGCAUCAAAAUUAACUGUCAUCACUGGCACGCUGACAGUAUUAUCUCUGCUACAAAUUGACAGAGCUUGCAGGGUGGAGAUUUGAAUGUAAAGACACAAUAAGCAAGCAGCUCUUGAUUCUUAAAAGGGAUAUGGAGUUGCAGUUAUUUCUUUCCCAGUCUUAAUUUGUUAGUUUUUUUCUAUGUUUCCUGGCUGGCUAGGAGUUAUUCUAGUGCCAGUGGCCACAAAACCCAACUUAAAACUACAACAGAAGGCAUUUCUAAAUUAAAAAAUUCUAAUUCAAAACUUAAUUACGAAGUUAAUUUGAGGAUACAUGUUGAAUAGAAUUAUGUCUGAAUUUACUUGAAAAAGGUUGUGUUCUUGAUAUCUAAAUAAGCCCUUAAAAAUAAGCUGUUGAACAAUUUAUAUCGUCUUUUUUGUUUUUUCAUGUUUUUUUAUUUUCUGUCCGGGUUACUGAAUGUCAAGUGAACACUUUGUUUUAUUGAGAUUAACAACACAAAGUUGGAGGCUUGUAAGGUUUUCACAGAAAACCGGACGCCUGAGAGGAAUUCUGAAGGUCUGAUUUUUAAAUGUGAUUUCAAAUUCAAAUCCACUAAAGACAGCCCCAUUAUUUCUUACUAUAUUGGUGGUGGUUGUUGCACCCCCUAGGAAAACUUAUUAAAAAAAUAAAUAAAUAUUGAACCAAAUGUUGGUUCAUAGCCAGAGAAGAAAUGGAAUCUGAAUCUUCUGAAAUGCGCCCUAUGAUCAUUUGGCUGAAAUCUGAAACAGAUUGACUUUAUUCACAUGCUCUGUUUGCAUGAAGGCUUCCGGUUUUCCUUGUCUAGUCUUGGUGUGUUGCUUUCAGUGACUAUGCACUAGCGUUUUGGUAUUUAUGCAAUUCCAUCUUCAGUAUGUUUGUUGGUGUCAUUAAUACAUGAGGUGAAGUUAUCUAUGCACCGUUGAUAGGUGUGUACAUUACACCUACAGUAUACAGUAUGGAUGAAACGGGACAUGCUUGUAUCAAAGAAUGUAGUCACUACUCGCAAGGUGCUUUUCGUCAACCUGGCUUUCUGCUGACCAGCAGUGAGGCAAGGUCCAAACCCGUCAUCUAACUUCACAAGAGAAUAGCGUUUAUUAAGUGUGUGAAUUUUAACAGAAAUGAUAUUCGUCACUUCUACAUAUUGGAAUAGCUUAUAGAUUGUGGUGCAGGGAGGAGACGGCAAAUUUCUAUGUGACAUUUGCUCACAUAAAUUGAUAAAUGGCAUCAAAAAUAGGCAGGUCAGAUCUUAAAGAACCCAAAAAGCAUCAUCUUUGGAAAAUGUAAGAGAAAACUCCAGAAGAUCAGCCAAGGUAGUUUGAAAACUUAAACUGCCAGUGAAGUUUCCAGAUGCCACAGAAAGUGCACAACUCUAAAGAAAAGCACUGAAUAGAAUUUUUGAUCUCUUCCAAAUCCCUAUCCCUCUCUCCCUCUCUAAAAUGUACCAGGUCUGUCCACCUCAUGUUACGUUGCUUAUAUUUCUUGGGAAUUUGACUGGAAAUCCCUGCUCCAUGCCUCCCUCCUGUCAUACUCGAUUUGAUACGCUGACUUGAUGCUGUAAACAUUCCUUUUUAUUUGGAUUUGUAUCUGUCUUUUGAUCUCUUAUAUGUUCUGUUGCCAAUUGAAUGCAUGUUACUAAUUGCUGUUUUCUCUAGUCUAAAGCAGGCUUACUUUUUUUUGCAGAUUUUCAUGAACACAUGAUUGAUGAACUCAGUGUGAAACUGUCUUUUGAUUUGUUAGAUUUGGGGAGACUAUUCACUUACAUCGGUUUUAUUUCUGGUUAGAGUAGCUGGUAUUUCUCAUGCCAAACAUGGUGGGAUAUUCUCACAUUUUGUUUGUGAAACUUUAAGGGGUUUGGUGUUUAAUGUUAAGCCCCAGGAUGAUUUAAAACUGAAGUUUGCCAUUGUUCAGCUAAACACUUUCCCCCAAAUGUUCCUGUGCAUGGUGUUACAGCACUGCUAUCUUUUGGUUGGAAUUUGAGAUAUUUGUUAUGAAGCACUUGCUGUUCUGUACUGCCUGAAUCAAUGAUGAGGAAGACUCUUUUUUUAUUAUUUCUUUGUAAACUCCUUGCUGUGGCUUAUCUCAGCAGCUGUUUAUUGUGCUCUGCUUUUCUGUUUUUUUGUCCAGUUUUCCAUUUUUGGUGACAAGCAUUUUUUAUAUUUUUGUGUUUUUUAUUUUUCCCAUCAGUCCAGGUCGAUGAGAAGCUGUUAUAUUUUGUUUAUAAAAAAGAAACUUGGGUAAACAGGCCUUUGUAAAGUGGAAAAAAAUAAAAUUUGUACUUUUUUUAUUACA
Molecule: messenger RNA, 3942 nt
Organism: Eleginops maclovinus (Patagonian blennie)
Lineage: Eukaryota; Metazoa; Chordata; Actinopteri; Perciformes; Eleginopidae
Product: transcription factor AP-4-like
Exons: 7
Coding region: 279-1280 (333 amino acids)
Biological process (GO): regulation of transcription by RNA polymerase II
Cellular component (GO): nucleus
Molecular function (GO): protein dimerization activity; DNA-binding transcription factor activity, RNA polymerase II-specific; RNA polymerase II cis-regulatory region sequence-specific DNA binding
Source: RefSeq, a predicted model, not a curated record